AUGUUUGGGCAGAACGCCGAAGCAGCACGCGUUUACAUGCAUCUCGCGAAGAUUGUCGAAGCUGAAGGUCAGAAGAAGAGCGCCUACCGCUACUGCAGGCAGGCCUUCCGAUUGCGCCCCGGCGACAGCAGCUUAGGGGGUCUGCUCAGGCUAGCGCCUGAGGUUGACUGCGUGCAAGACGCGGCCACGGAAGCCCUGAAGUGGCGACUUCCCGAUGCAGCAGACAUUCUGGGCCCCAUCUUCGAGAUGUUCAAGGCGUACGUCGACCAGCGCCUGGCUGCUGGCGCACUGACGGUGCCGGGAGGAGCGACGCCGCGACCACGCUCAGAAGAUACGCCAGGUGGGAUGCCGAUGUAUGACUCGCUGCUGGAAAACUUUUUCGCCGAUGACAGCCAGUCGAGCCAGGCAGUGCCAGUGCCGGCCACCCCCAUGAGCCUCCCACCGGGAACGCCCAGAACCAGUGCGCCGGGCACGCCGGGCACUCCGAUGCUGAUGUCUGCCACCCAGGUGGCUGACCUCCGCCGCAAACAUCCGGGUCGCAUUCCCGUCGUCAUCCUCCCAGCGCUGGACCCGACGCUGGCCCCGCAACCCGAGAGACGCGGCAUUGAACUCCACAAGUUUUCUACGAUCUAUUGA
Symbiodinium necroappetens is the source of this 636-nucleotide messenger RNA. Lineage: Eukaryota; Dinophyceae; Suessiales; Symbiodiniaceae. The record is from the annotation of a GenBank genome assembly.